AAGCAAAGCAAAGCAGGAGCACAACCACCAAAUCCCCAGGAGUCUGCGUCCUUCAGGUCCUUGGUGGUCCAGAACACGAUGGCAAGCGCAAAUUCUUUCGCGGACGAUGGUCUGGUGGAUCCGCAGGGUCAAGAAAAAACAACAGAGGAGUCGGCUGGAAACGCUACACAGACGACGGCCAAGACAAAGAAAAAGAAGAUCUUGGUUCAGGAGUCAGCGUGGUAUGUGAAACACGUCUUAUCCUUCAAGCCAGAAGAACUUAAGGAACCGGAGGAGGUGCCCGAGGCCAUCGUCAAGCACGACCCAGUGCUGGCGGCAAACCUCUACGUCAUGAUGGCCAACUCGGCCCUGUAUAGAGAGCACAUCAAAGAGAAGAUGCUGGAGGAGCAGAGCAACUUUAGGCAUCAGUUGAAAACCAAGGGCAGAGUCACGCAUGAGAUCGAGGUGGAUGAAGACGACGACAGGUUUGUAAAUGCCGCUGCCUCUAACACUGGAACAGGACGCAGGAGACACCGCCCUGGAAUCAUGAAAAAGGAAGAUGGGCAGACCAGGAAGCUGAAUUGAGUUCUAGUUCUUAAGUUUUCUGCUACCCACCCUGUUUCUGAAUUUACGUUGUAUUUUGAUUUUGUAAGACAAUACCUUGAAUAACAAUUGCUUUAUGUA
Messenger RNA from Lolium rigidum, 663 nucleotides. RefSeq lists its product as uncharacterized. The record is from RefSeq and is a predicted model, not a curated record. Bases 79 to 564 code for a protein of 161 amino acids. The transcript has 3 exons. Lineage: Eukaryota; Viridiplantae; Streptophyta; Magnoliopsida; Poales; Poaceae.